AUGGACUUGUUUGCCGCUGCGCUGUUCCCGUCUAUUCUUCUCUCCUCCCUGUUGCUGAUUUCAGUUCAAGAUUUUGAAAGUUUGAAGAGAUUGAAGAUUGAAGGUGAGACAGUCAUAGUACAAGUAAGUGUCUUUCUAGUGCCAUUGUGCUGUAUAUUGAAAUACCUGCAUCCAGAAGCUCAAAGAGUCAUGAUUCCAUUACCGAAAUCACGUAAUGUACCCGGAUCUUCCUGGCCAUUGGCCAAAUUGGACACAAUUCCCGGGAUCAACGUUGCAAAGAUCGAAGCACUCAUCAAGACAUUCUGGGAGGAUGAAGAGCAAGACAACCAGGCAUUCGUCAUUGUGCACAAAGGAACUGUAGUAAAAGAGCUGUACAAGGAAGGACCUGACAAAACGCUCGAUUCUUGGUCUAUGGCAAAGUCCAUUCUCCAGAUAGCAUUGGGGAUAUGUAUCCAUCAAGGUCUGAUUACUGAAAAGGGGAUCGAUACUGCUCCUGUUGGACUACGCAAACUUGAAUGGAAGGACGAUGAGAGAGGGUCAAUGACGAUGAAGGAUCUUCUACAGAUGCGAUCGGGUCUUGAUUUCGUGGAAGUUUAUGUUAGGAAUGAGGAUGAUAUGCCAGAUGUAAUUGAAAUGCUGUUUGGAUCUGGCAAGGAAGACGUAGCUGGCUUCGUAUCAACUAAACCCUUGAGACAUAAACCAGGAACCAAAUACUCAUAUUCGUCAGGCGACACCAACGUAUUAUCAGACAUGAUAUGUAAAAUGCUGGCCCAAUCAUCGGAUCCAGAGCUAAAGAAAAAAGCAAUUCUAGAAUUUCUAUCCAAAAACUUGUUUAAGACACUACAGUUUGAAGUAAAUCCAAACCCAGUAGUAGACGAGGCCGGAACGUGGAUUGGAAGCAGUUACUGCUAUUCUAUCGCACGAGACUUUGCUAGGUUGGGGUUACUGUAUCUAAGAGAUGGGGUUUGGAAUGGACGUCGUUUGGUACCUGAAGGAUGGGUUGAUCGUGCUCGAACUCCUAGUGCAGGUGCAAAUGAUAUGCCCGUCGAAGAUGGUCCGUAUGAUUAUGGUGAGCACUGGUGGAUUUGGAGGGAUCAGCCAUAUGGGAUAUUUGCUGCUCAUGGGUAUGAAGGACAGAGAAUAAUAGUUGUGCCCGCUUUGGAUUUGGUUAUUGUUCGUCUUGCCAAGAUGCAGGGUGAUGGUGCUGAUGCGUUUUUGAAGUAUAUGAUGGAUAUUAUUGCCUGCUUUGAUACCACAACGACGAGACUUUGA
Synchytrium microbalum is the source of this 1272-nucleotide messenger RNA. RefSeq lists its product as uncharacterized. The record is from RefSeq and is a predicted model, not a curated record. Lineage: Eukaryota; Fungi; Chytridiomycota; Chytridiomycetes; Synchytriales; Synchytriaceae. The coding region runs from base 1 to 1272 and encodes 423 amino acids. The transcript has 4 exons.